CAGAAGAUGACUCAGCAUGGAGGACAAGAGGUUUAACUUUAGCCUUAAAAAACAUCUUUUACCUAAAAAUAAAAAUAACCACCUGCGAGAUCCAACAAAUGACUUCAGCAUCAUUCCGUCAUGGAACAAAGAGUUCGUGUGCCUGCUUGGUCUGGAAGAGGUGGUCCAGUUUCGCUUAGAGUGGCAGGACAAGAUUGUAUCCACGGUACCUAACAAACAUAGAACCAGGGGGAGAAAGAAGAGGUUUCCUAUACCUUCUGUAGUGCCAGCAACCCUUCCCAAAGACCCAUACACCUGUGUGAAGUGCAGCACUGAUGUCUCGUGUUCAUGGAACCGUGAUGGGAACUGUUCCGUUUUGUGUCACACUUGUUUUAAAUGCAGUUGGAGAAAGGAUCACAGGCUCUCCAGUGGACCAAAAGAGACCACUGACAAAUCACCCAUUCUAACCUCUUUCAGUCAGGUUGUGUCUAAUGAGCCGCAGGUUAUAAAAGAGGAUGUCCUCCCUUUACUAAAUCCUUCUCAUUCAACCCCAGAACAGUCAGAUCCUUUAACCAGUUCACCUUCUACGCACUUGUCCAUAUUAUCCCAAUCUGCAUUGUCCACCAACCAGGAAAAGACCAAACCAGAGGAGAAGCUGAAAUGGAAUGCAGCUCCAAAUCAGAAGAUUGAUAAAUGGAUUAAGAAGCCAAAACCGUCCAUGGGGACUCAUGGCAGCUAUGCAUCCCACUUGUCUUCUUCUUUUGGUCAAAGUAGAAAUGUGAACCGCCAGGUUGUGGUGUCACCCAAGAGGGAAAUUUGUUCCACAAAGUUCAGGUCAACUCACAAGUGA
Molecule: messenger RNA, 829 nt
Organism: Clarias gariepinus (North African catfish)
Lineage: Eukaryota; Metazoa; Chordata; Actinopteri; Siluriformes; Clariidae
Exons: 4
Coding region: 17-829 (270 amino acids)
Biological process (GO): negative regulation of transcription by RNA polymerase II
Cellular component (GO): NuRD complex
Molecular function (GO): sequence-specific DNA binding
Source: RefSeq, a predicted model, not a curated record